Molecule: messenger RNA, 528 nt
Organism: Sclerotinia sclerotiorum 1980 UF-70
Lineage: Eukaryota; Fungi; Ascomycota; Leotiomycetes; Helotiales; Sclerotiniaceae
Exons: 3
Coding region: 1-528 (175 amino acids)
Source: RefSeq, a predicted model, not a curated record
AUGGCAUUUCCUUGCAAAAAGUGUUAUAAGCUUUAUGUAAUCCUCCCUUCCCUCCCAUCCAAAAACCUUUCCUAUAAUACCAAAAGUUUCGUGUCCGCUCUCUGCAAAACACCUCUUACACCAGAACCCGUCUUCGCCAGCCAUAACCCGCCAUGCAUUGGUGAAGUUUCAAGGUCAAGGUUCUUGUCAUCCGCAGACGUGGUACCAAGCCUGCCACAUCCAACCGCGAAGCCUGAUCUAUUGACUGAAUCCUGUCCAACGAUUCAUGAGUGUGGGAGAGGUGGCCUUACUGCUCGCUCAAGCGAUGCGCGGGUUAAGGGCUUAAGGGUUCUAUUGAUGGUGUUUAGUUGCGUCGGUGUGGAAGUUAUAAAUCUUGCUGAUGAGGGAUAUUCUUCUUUUUUACAUGAGGCGGGGUUUGUUAGGGUUAUGCGGUUGUGGGUGGAGAGGGAUCCGGUUCUUGGGUCAAAUGAGCUGUCGGUUGGAUAUUCUGUGUUGGAGGUAGAGGAGAAUACAGGGGAUGAAGUAUAA